Molecule: messenger RNA, 1819 nt
Organism: Onychostoma macrolepis
Lineage: Eukaryota; Metazoa; Chordata; Actinopteri; Cypriniformes; Cyprinidae
Gene: emp3a
Product: epithelial membrane protein 3a
Exons: 5
Coding region: 147-644 (165 amino acids)
Cellular component (GO): plasma membrane
Source: RefSeq, a predicted model, not a curated record
CGUUUUUUCCCAAACGUGGGAGACUGUGGAGAGAGUGAGUGUGUGUGUGGAGGAGAGAGGAGGAGACCAGCUGAAGACACGGAGGAACAACACAGCACUUCAGACCAAAGAGAUCUGUUGAUACGACUACACAAGGAUCCACCAAAAUGGCAUUCCUGUUGAUGUUUGUGACUGUUCUGCAUUUGGUCACCCUGGCCAUGCUUUUCAUUGCCACCAUGGAGAAGUCCUGGUGGUCUUGGGGAGACAUAGAGAACACAGAUCUCUGGUAUAAGUGCACCUAUGAAAACGCCACAGAAACCUGGUUAUGUGCUUCUGCCAAAGACAGCGAAUGGCUGCAGUCAGUCCAGGCCCUCAUGAUCUUGUCUGUGGUGCUCUCUUCCAUCUCCUUCAUGGUGUUCCUCGGGCAGCUCUUCACCAUGUCCAAAGGAGGUCUUUUCUACUUCACUGGCCUGUGCCAACUAUUUGCAGGUUUUGCAGCGUUUGCGGCUGUUCUUAUCUACACCUUUCAAAGGAGAGCGAUUCUUCAGGAUUCUCGUGAACUGGAAAAUGGUCAUUUCGGCUACUGUUACAUUCUAGCGUGGGUGUGUGUGCCCCUUUUACUUAUCAGUGGCGCACUUUAUGUGCAUCUGCGCAAACGGGCCUGAUUUUCUGCUUAACACCAUACAUGUACUUUAGUAGUUUAGUCUGCUAUGAGAUUAUACAGUAUUUGCUUAUGGCUCUGAUUAGGCGAGCCAGUUUUUGAUAUUUCUUAUUGUUAUUUAUUAUUAUAACAUUAGUUUUUAGGACCAAACUAUUAAAACCUGCUUUGUUGCUUUUGCGGAGUUGCAACAAAACUUGCUGUAUUUUCCCAUAGUGGGGAAACUGCUGCUCUAAAUUUGAUGCUGACAAUAAAGUGGGAUUUUGAUGCAAAAUUCUUUUUUUUUUUAAAGGAAAAUGAAAAUUUGCUGAAAAUUUACUCACCCAUAGGAUAUCCAAGGCGUGCAUCCAAACAGAUUUGGAGAAAUGUAGCAUAAUAUCACUUGCUCAGCAGUGGAUCCUCUGUAGUGAAUGGGUGCCGUCAAACAGCUGAUAAAAACAUCACAAUAACCCACAUGAAGAAAACGCGUCUGUUUUUAAUAAAUCCAUCAUUAAGGUGCUAACCCUAGCUAAAAUACAACUCCUCUAUCCAUAAUAUUUAUUUCUUCAAUGAAAAAGUCUUCUCGUCUGAAUCAGGAGAGAAAUAUGCACAGAUCACCGUUUACGAGCCAAAACAGUCCAAAAUGGUUCUAAACAAAUUUAUCGGUAGAUUUUGAUGUGAGAGAACAACAGGAAAUGGACUUUUUCACUGGAGAAAGCGUUAUUAUGAAUUAUGAACUGAUAUUUUGUCCAGAAGCGACAGUUUAAAAUGAAAAGGCCUCAAAAAAGGCCUGGAUUUGUUUUUGGAAAAUGUGCAUCUUUUCACUUCACAAGAUGUUAAUUGAUGGGCUGGAGUGGUGUGGAUUGCUUGUAGAUUACUGUGAUGUUUUUAUCAGCUGUUUGGACUCUGACGGCACCCAUUCACUACAGAGGAUCCAUUGGUGAGCAAGUGAUGUAAUGCUACCCAUUUCUCCAAAUCUCUUGAGAUGAUCAAACAAAUGUUCAGCUAAUUUUCAUUGUUGGGUGAACUGUUAUUUUAAACAAUGCUUUAAGAAAACUGGAGUUUCUUUCAAAUCAAAUUGUCAGAAUUCUAAAAACUGGAAACGUUAAAUCUGUCCUUUUUUCCAAUACUAAACAUGCCCAUGUGCAUUUGUAUUAUUAUGUUUUUAUGUAUCCAAACUCUAUAAAUAAAAUAUUUUUUAAC